AUGUUUGAACAAAGGAGAUUCGUAAUGUGUUAUGUUAUCAAUGUACUCAUUCACGUAAACACAGCUGGGGGUAGCUGCGAUGGAUUUACGGUCCAGAUUGAAGAUUUAGCAAAUGUUGAUAAACUUCUUCCAAUGAAUAAUUCAAUUGUAACCUACAUAAACGCAUCGGCUGAUCAAAUGAAUACUUGCAAAUACAUUCGAGUGUACCUCGAUCUAGACAAGCCAGGGUGUGGAAGAAGAUACGUAAAGGCUAAUUUUACUCUGGGUUUCAAGGAUGCACCAGAAAUGUUGCCCCAAACUGCGGUUGAUCCAGGGGUGAUAGCAGGGGCUGUUCUAGGCGCUGCAUGUGCAGCUAUAGUAGGAUUUUAUGCAUAUACAGCUAUAAAUAAUUUAAUGCAAUCCAAUGUCUAUCGCCUCCCCCCUUCGCCCGCAGAAGCCCUCCAAUUCAAAUGUUUGUAG
Messenger RNA from Leptosia nina, 459 nucleotides. The record is from the annotation of a GenBank genome assembly. Lineage: Eukaryota; Metazoa; Arthropoda; Insecta; Lepidoptera; Pieridae.